This is a messenger RNA of Opisthorchis viverrini, 5337 nucleotides long. RefSeq lists its product as hypothetical. The record is from RefSeq and is a predicted model, not a curated record. Bases 125 to 4438 code for a protein of 1437 amino acids. Lineage: Eukaryota; Metazoa; Platyhelminthes; Trematoda; Opisthorchiida; Opisthorchiidae. The transcript is spliced from 11 exons. Gene Ontology annotation, molecular function: cysteine-type endopeptidase activity; protein binding; cysteine-type deubiquitinase activity. Gene Ontology annotation, biological process: regulation of protein stability; protein deubiquitination. Gene Ontology annotation, cellular component: cytosol; nucleus.
CGCGGGUGGCUCAACUUGCUGAGGCGUUUUGCUUGUGCCUCUCUGGAUGCGAAUAGCCGUUAAUUGAUUGCAUCGAGAGAAACGGACCUUCUAAUUCUCCAGUACAUCCGUAACCAUUGCCCGAAUGUCGCAACAUAAGCCGGGGAAGCUAAGCCCGACGGAUCUCAAGCGAACUAUGUCACCAUUGAACCGCGAUUCUACCCCGAGACACACUAUUGGAGAUGAGGAGACUAUGGAAGUAGAGAAUAUAGCUCAUAAUCCGGAUGCCGUUACUGAUGAUUCUCAAGAUACGACGCGGUCCCCUAACCUCGGCCAUCGCGGUCAGGACGAACAUUUCCGAGCCUGGUUCAAUGUCAAUACGGGGACGCAUAACCCACACCGAACCGACCCCUACUGCGAACAGACUGGAGAUAUGAUGGAAACUUAUGACGAUGAUGAUGAGGCCAGUGCUAAUGGUCUGGUUGAGGCAAGAUUUGAGAACGUUUCCCGAUACAGGAUGUCUCACCUUAAGAGUGAUACUAGAAUAUGUGGAGGUGGUACGAUGAUUCGUUGUCUUCCUUGGAAGAUACUGAUUAUCUUCCAUCCUCCUGAGACCAGUUCUCUAGGAUUCUUCAUCCAGUGCAAUGCAGACAGUGAUUCGCAAACUUGGAGCUGUUCAGCCAAAGCCACCUUAACGCUACUGGCACAACGACCAAACUGUAAAAACAAGGAAAUGAAAAUACAGCACACUUUUACACAUAAGGAGAAUGACUGGGGAUUCCAAAGCUUCAUUUCUUAUGAAGAGCUCUUCAAUCCGGAGCGGGGUUUUAUUGGACCCAACGACGACAUCCAUCUACAGGUCCGUGUCAAAGCAGAUGCCCCUCAUGGAGCUGAUUGGGACUCUAAACGUCACACAGGGUUUGUCGGUCUAAAAAAUCAGGGUGCUACAUGUUACCUGAAUUCACUCUUACAAGCCCUGUAUUGCACAAACAAACUUCGUCGCGCCGUAUUCCUCAUGCCCACAGAGAGUGAUGACGCUCAGACCAGCGUCCCUUUGGCUUUGCAACGGGUGUUCUACGAACUCCAGUUCAGCGACCGAGCUGUCGGUACAAAGAAACUAACACGAAGUUUUGGAUGGGCAACUCUGGAUUCUUUCAUGCAACAUGAUGCUCAAGAACUUUGUCGGGUACUAUUGGACAACCUGGAGAACAAAAUGAAAGGAACCUCUGUUGAAGAUGUUAUCCCAAAUCUCUUCUGCGGCAAAAUGCUCUCAUAUAUUCGGUGCUUGAACGUUCGGUAUGAAUCGAAACGCGAGGAGAACUUCUAUGACAUUCAGCUCAAAGUCAAUGGGAAUCGGACUAUUUAUGAUGCAUUCACGGAGUACGUCGCUAAAGAGACACUGACACAGGACAACAAAUACGAUGCCGGUGAAUAUGGGCUUCAGGAAGCUGAGAAAGGUGUCACGUUUAUUCGUUUUCCACCCGUCCUCUACUUGCAAUUGAUGCGCUUCCAAUAUGACUUUGUAGCGGACACAAAUGUGAAAAUCAACGACCGAUUUGAGUUUGUCUACAACCUAGAGCUCGACAAGUUUUUGUUGCAUCCAGACCCUAAUUCACCCGCAAACUACUUUCUGCACGCCGUGCUCGUGCACUCUGGUGACAACCAUGGUGGUCAUUACGUCGUUUACAUCAAUCCAGCAGGUAACGGCAUCUGGUAUCAGUUUGAUGAUGAUGUCGUGUCGCGUUGUUCCGCUCACGACGCUAUCUACAUGAAUUUCGGCGGAACCGAAGACCCCGAGAUGCGUCCGUGCACCAACGCAUACAUGUUGGUGUACAUUGCCGAAUCAGCACGUGAUGAUGUCCUUUGCUCCGUUUCCAUGAACGACAUUCCAGAAAGUCUUCGAGAACGCUUCCUAGAGGAACAAAACUUGGAAGAGGCGAAGCGGCUGGAUAAAGAACGCGGUCAUUUAUAUAUGGUCAUUUAUCUCUUGUUGGAAGAAGAUUUCUACGGUUGGCAGGGGCCAGAGUUAUGCAAUCCAGAAAUGCUACCCAGUCGAAUGCUCCGAGUGCCCAAACAGACGUCACGUGGUCUAUUGGUAGAAGCAGUUGCUAAGUCACUAAACCAUCCUGCGGAUUCUAUCCGACUAUGGCACUUCCGUCCACGGCGCAAAAAUGUACCCAUCCAGCUCCUGGAACUAAGUGAUACUCCUUUACAGUAUACACCCAAGGAUGUGCAUAUCUUCUUUGUACAAUGCUGUCCAACUCCCCUGGCAAUUGCUCCUACUUCACCGAAUUUCGGUCGAAUCGGAUCGCCACCGAUCACCGAGCAGCAGGAACCAGUCGCCGAUAAGCGCCUAUUCUUUCUCAAAUACUUUGACCCAAUCUCUUGGUCUAUGACAUUUUGCGGCCAUGUGGAGUUGGCUGCCGACGACGUAUUUAUGUCAUUGGAGCCGGUUCUGCGUGAACGCGCUGGACUACCCGCGAAUGCUCCUCUCAUUCUAUACCAAGAUGAUCCAAAGACAACCGUUUCCGAAAUAAGUCUCCUUCGGACACCAAUUUCUAAACUGUACAAACGCGAACUACAGGGACAACUUAUUUACUUUCAGGUAAAACAACCACACCUUUCGAUGCCUACAUCAGUUACCGCGGACAGCUCGCCAGAAGUUGGAAAGGACGCCCUGAGCAAUCUAGUUGAUGAAUCUUCUGUGAAAAGCGUUUCCACUACAAGCACCGAGGCCUCUACUCGUCCCACUCAACCUUUAGAGACGGUCAACGGGAUUCCCGUGUCACGUCGAUCUCUAACUGAUCAUGUCGUUCCAGAGUCGGGAAAACCAACACCAACCACUGUCGACCCGACCGUUUUGCAUCGUCUGGCUGCGAUGCCGAAUUCAAUGAUGAGUUCAAAACUGACGCAAUCUAACGUGACCACUGGUGCAGUCGGUGGAAUUCAGACCAACCUCCCACCACUUGUCACUCAUGCGCACUCAUUCGUUCCGGGCGACCCGCAAUCGAUCUACAACUAUGUUGCCAGUUAUCUUCACCAGGUGGAUAUUUUGCUCGUGGACAAGCUUCGUCCAACAGAUCCGGGUAUCUUGCUUCGCGUUGCUGCCGACCUGACGUAUUGGGAUUUCGCCAAUUUCGCUGCUGCUCAUCUUUCCACUACAAGUGAUCGGCUCCAGUUUUUCCGGUCUCAGCAAAUUCUCGGAGGAACGACGAAUGCUCUGACGGCACCCAUUUCCGUCUCGCCUCUAGGCACGUCAGCAUCUGAUCUGAAUGCCUCCCCGGUUGGGUCCGAUUUAGCCUCUGGUGUGCCCACUGCAAAUACGGCAGCGUCUCAAGAAAACAUAGCUUCAGGAGCUUCUGCGGGAUGCUUUGGUUUGAGUCGAGAAUCACUCCAGGAGAUGGCGGCGCGUGCUUCAGGGUUUUCGAAUUGUUCGCCAUAUAUGAGCAGCCUGCUUGCCGCGGCAGCUGGACAAGGACUUACUCACGAACCUCCAGGAGCUGCUAUUCCCUCAACGCAUCAAGGAUCAAUGAGAGAUUUUCUCGUUCCUUUUUCUGUCAGCCCAGCAAAUAGCGUCUGGUACUCAGAACCAACAGGACUUGGUUCUGGUAUUGGAACUGGAGCCGCGAACACUACUGCAUCCGCCAACUCGAUUCCGGAUCGUUUUCCCGUUCCUCUGAAUCGGUACUGUGGUGUCAAGACAGUCCAUAGGUCACCACUCGGGACGAUGACCUUCCCGCCCCCGAGACGUAUUUACUACGCCCAUCUAGCCAUACGGAUCGAUGAACUUGAGACUAUGAGACAGGUUCGCGUAGUUUUUGUGGGGCCAAAGCUUUCCAUCAAGGCGGAACUAUUGCUGUCGGUUCCACAGAACGGUCUUGUGUCGGACCUCCUAAAAGAGGCUAGCCGUCAUCUCUCACUUCCUUCAGACGGGUCUGGCCAACUGCGCCUUUUGGAGAUAUCGGGCAAUCGUAUCAUCCAGGAAUUUUCUCCCAACUUGAAACUCUCUUCCAUAUCACAGUCCACACUUUUACCACAGACCUGUGUCUCCAAUCCCCCCGUCCACAGCCUUCGCAUUGAAGAAGUGCCCAUAGAUGAGGUUAAUUUGAAACCAGACGAGACCAUUGUCUAUGUUUCCCACUUCGACAAAGAUCUACAUGUUGCAUUUGGCAUACCCUUUACCGUUAGAAUUCGUGAUGGAGAGCAUUAUAGUGCCGUCCGCGAACGUAUACGCCGCCGCCUUGAGGUUCCAGAAAAGGAGUUUGAACGAUGGCGCUUUGCUGUCAUGUUUCCUACCGAAGCCACCUACAUUCCGAAUGAUGAGGAUCCUAUAGUUCGAACAAAGGUUUUCACUCACCCUUGUGCCCCCGAAUACAAACCGUGGUUAGGUGUGGAGCAUAAACCAUCGAAACGUCCACGCUACGCUCCGAACGAAAAACCGAUCAAAAUUCACAAUUGAUUUAUCCAUUCGUCCGGUAAUCACUCUUACCUGAAAGAACGCUGAGCUACCCUGUUCACUUCUGCAUCAUUUAGCCCCAACUCCCCUUAGGCUACCUCCAGCAAAUGCCGAUGAGAGUGAUGAAAGUAUCACCUUCGUUGCUGUUCUAGCUACCCUAAUUUUUUCUCCGGGUUAAUAAAUCAGAUUCGAAAAUGGAAUCUAGCUGUGGUCUGUCUCUGUCAAUCCAGCGCCUGGCUGUUUAUUUUCCUAUUUCUGCUGGAAACUUCUUGUAUACGCUUACUCGACUAGGUCGAUUGGUUUUGUUCCUAUUCGGCGCUAUCCACCUGUUCCGCCAAUUUGCAGAACGGAUCCACGGUAGUUCACUUGUUCUCUCUCCAUACGAGCAACCGGAGUAGCCUACGAACCCGUUGUGACCCGAACAGGCUAAUUCGAACGCAUAUGCUGUCACCCCAUUCUACCCACUCUAUUUGUGGACAUAAAUUGCUUCUCCAUCUGGCAUGACCGUUGCUUUGAUUUGGCCUGAAUGAACCCCCAUUUUCUUGUUAUUUUCCCCAUCGCCCCCCACUUCUUUCUACUGUUAGAUGAGUGGAUGGAUAUAACCGGGAAGCAACUGCCAUUGUUCUCUUCCGUUUUCUUCCACUGUGGCCCUAUCGUUUGAUCCAUAAGGAAACCACGAAAUGACGUGCACCGUUUGUUCCAUACAUACACCCCCACACAAAUGUGAGAGUACAUUCGUGUUCGUCUGUUUAUGUCGCUCCACUUGUGAGUGAGCUAACACGUCUAUUCUCCUUCACUACACAGUCCUGCUUGUAUCCUUUUAUGAAGUCCAAGUAAACCCAUCUUCGGAUGUGGAGUACUGCUAAACACUGACAUGUUUCCUAUGUGGAACGAAAUUCCUU